This is a messenger RNA of Thecamonas trahens ATCC 50062, 1025 nucleotides long. Its product is annotated as nucleolus protein. Gene Ontology annotation, molecular function: rRNA (adenine) methyltransferase activity. The coding region runs from base 1 to 1020 and encodes 339 amino acids. Gene Ontology annotation, cellular component: nucleolus. NCBI's taxonomy places the organism in Eukaryota, Apusomonadida, Apusomonadidae. The record is from RefSeq and is a predicted model, not a curated record. The transcript has a single exon.
AUGCCGAAGAAGACCAAGGUUGCAAGCAAGCGAAAGGCGCGUGCGGCUGCUGCUGGGCCUGUGGCGGGCAGUGGUGCCGGCGAAGAUGGCGCAGGUAGAGGAGCCGGUACGGGCAGCGGAGGCGGUGGCGGGGCGAGCAGCAGCUGCAGCAGCAGCAAGAAGAAGAAGAAGAAGAAGAAGCGGAAGACGGCCGGGACACCCAUUACCGGUGGCGGAGUGCGGUCGCGGAGGCAAGCGCGGGCAUUGACCUCUGCCUUUCAUGAGCUGAGCCAUGAGCUGGAGGCUCUGCGUGCCCGGGCGGGGCGUGGCGAGGGCGAGGCUGUGGCUGGGCGGAUGGCUGAGGUGGAGGCCAAGCUGGCGGCCAUGGGCGGGCGGAAGGCGUACCAGGAUGCAUCGAUCCUCUCAACCUCCAUCUACUCGACCUCCAAAUGGGUCUUUCAGAUUGUCACCCGUAUGGGUCGCCGUCCGAGCUCGGGCGAGCCACCGUUGCGGGUUCUCGAGGUCGGGGCCAUCAACACCAAGCUGUUGGUCACGCCCUGGCUCGACGUCCUCGCCAUCGAUCUCCUCGCCCGGGCUCCGGGUAUCACCCAGAUGGACUUUUUUGACGUGCGGCCUGAGCCCAUCUACGAUGUCGUGGUCUGUGCUAUGGUCCUCAACUGUCUGCCCACGCCCCGCGCUCGCGGCCUCAUGCUCGUCAACCUGGCUGCCCUCCUCAAGCCGCGCGGUCUGCUGUUCAUCAUGCUCCCGCGGCUCUGCUUCCGCACUGCAUACAUGGAUCAGUCGACGUUUGAAGCCAUCUUGUCCAAGCUCGGCUUUGUCAUUCGCCACAACAAGUUCUCGCCCAAGCUUGCCCACUACGCGCUCACCUUUCGCAACCCUGCGGCUGCCGACGCCGCCAGCGCCGAGAACCGCGCCGCCACUCUUGCUGCGCUCGCCGAGGCCUUUCCAUCCUCGCCGCCCACUGAGGGCAAGGGAUCGAAGGACUUUGCCCUCGUUUUUGACCCGGACGUCGUAGCGUAGCCACC